ACUUCGUGGGGAAAAUGAUUUCUUAUGAUAAAGGAGAUUUGGAUGACUGCUAGCCGUUACAAUGUCUGUCUUCCACUUCGUUCUUUAACAAAAUGCUGCUGAAGAAGGGGUAAUAGCGGAGCACUUUCUUUUCGUAAUUGGGGAACAACUCCUCAAACAUGGCCCGCAACUAGUCCCUUUCUGUAAUAACCAUUUGAAUGCACUGGCAUAUGGCGAAUGGGUUCAGAUUUUCCGUGUAAGAUCUUCAGUAUGGCCUCAUUUUUUGUCUGACGGACAGAGAGAGUCGGGGCAGGAAAAUGUUUAUAAGGCGGGUCGGCCUGGCUCUUUCUCAUCAGCGUUGAUUGUGCUUUGGCAAAAGAAGCAUCAACCAGAAGUAAAACACCAGAUUAAGAAUCAAGAUCAUCAGCCAUGAAAAUAGCAGUAGCUCUUUUGAUCACCGUACUCGCCUCUGUAGCCAAGGCUGCCCCGCAGUACCAGCGUGAAUACCCUAAACAAGGAGCUCCUACCCUUUCGAAGGGGCAAUGGGCGUCUUUAAAUCCUCUUCAAGCUGAAAACAGUGAUCGUGAUGAGCUUGCAAAGCAGUGGGCUAGCUUCCUUGAGUACCUUCCAUGGCUGACAGGGCCUCCUGGACCUGCUGGACCGCCAGGUCAAGUAGGUAGCCCGGGUGGAUCUUCUAGCUAUAAUCAGCCCCAAUCCAUUACCGGACCUCCUGGCCCUCCAGGAGCACCAGGACCUGUUGGUCCACCGGGCGAGAAGGGAGAAACAGGUGCAUCGGGCGCUAAUGGUGAACCUGGACCUCAAGGAAAUCCCGGUGCUGAUGGAGCUCCAGGUCCUCAGGGAUUUACAGGGGCACCUGGCGUUGAUGGAUCCCCUGGAACCGCAGGAUCUCCUGGUACUCCAGGACAAAAGGGUGAAGCUGGAAACAAUGGCGUUGAUGGAGCUCCUGGAGCACCAGGAGCCCCGGGUAAAGAUGGGUAUCCUGGAGCACAAGGUCCCCAAGGACCUAAAGGGGAAACUGGUGCUCCUGGGAUCACACUUCCUUCUAAGAUCCCUGGACCUGCUGGUCCCCCCGGAUAUCCUGGUAAGGAUGGAUCCCCCGGUGCUGCUGGUGCUCCAGGAGGUGUUGGACCAGUCGGGCCACAGGGAUUGCAAGGACCUGUUGGCACAGAUGGCGCUCCUGGUAGCCCUGGUAGUGUAGGUCCAAAAGGAGAAGCUGGAAAUCCUGGCUAUAACGGAGCUCCAGGAAAAGACGGACUUCCAGGCAUUCCAAGCACGCAACCAGGCCCCGUAGGACCUCAAGGACCUGCUGGAACACCAGGCUCCAAUGGAGCCCCAGGAAAGGACGGUUCCACUGGUCCAGCUGGCGCUCCAGGCAAAGAUGGGCUUAAUGGCACUCCUGGAUCUCCAGGUUUGCAAGGAGAACAAGGCAAAACUGGUAAAGACGGUUCUCCUGGCCCAACUGGUGCUCCUGGUACACCAGGAGCUCUAGGACCUCAAGGUCUUCAAGGUAUUCCAGGACCAGCUGGCGAAUCUGGCAAGUCUGGCCCCGAAGGCCCGACUGGGCCUGUUGGACCUGCUGGAGAAGAAGGAAAAUCUGGUCCGGCAGGCGAGCCUGGAACACCUGGUCCACAAGGACCCGUAGGACCUAUCGGGCCAGCUGGAGCAGAUGGUAAACCAGGCCUACCUGGAAUUACAGGACCCGUGGGCCCUGCAGGUCCACCAGGACCUAGUGCAAGUCAAGCUGCAUACCCCAAACAUGAAUACAAAGGCGCAAGUCAAGCUGGAUACCCCAAACAGGAAUACAAAGGCGCUGUGCCUUAUAGCAUACCGGCUCCGAAAGACGAUUGGUACAGCACCAGGUAGAGGUACUUUCCUCAAUUACCCGGAUCGUUCUGGACGGUACGAAACUGUGCAACAACUUGAUUUAUUUAAAGUGAAAUAGCUAUUCAUUCAUGCAAACAAAAAUUGCAUAUAUUUGUAUUUUUGUAAAAUGUUAAUUAUUAACAUGUCAAUUGUAUACUGUAAAUCAAUCAGAAAGUGGAAAACAUACUAUACUGCAUCAAA
Molecule: messenger RNA, 2064 nt
Organism: Daphnia magna
Lineage: Eukaryota; Metazoa; Arthropoda; Branchiopoda; Diplostraca; Daphniidae
Product: collagen alpha-1(I) chain
Exons: 7
Coding region: 409-1863 (484 amino acids)
Source: RefSeq, a predicted model, not a curated record